Molecule: messenger RNA, 4767 nt
Organism: Closterium sp. NIES-65
Lineage: Eukaryota; Viridiplantae; Streptophyta; Zygnematophyceae; Desmidiales; Closteriaceae
Source: the annotation of a GenBank genome assembly
AUGUCCUCAUCGCACCACCAUUCCGCGCGCGCCACGCUGCGAGCCCGCUGGCACGGCGGCGCGCACAAGGCGGGUUACGGAAUCCGCGCGGCGCACGUCAUCCAGGCGUGCGCCUUCGCUAUAGUCACGCUCUGGCUCUGCUACCAUUGGUCGCACGCCCCCCGCCGCCAGCCCCCGCACGACGCGGACCCGGCGGCGGUGAGCGCAGGGAGGCUGCAGGUUCGGGGGCUCGUGGUGGAGCGGCCCAAGCCUAAAGAUGUGGCUCGGCGGAAGAGCCGCAGCGUGAUAUCCCUGGAGGGCCCCGGCGACCGCGACCUGCUGCCGGGGGACGGCGCGCUGGCGGACGCGGAAGGCGCGCGCGGCGGAGGGGCGGCGCUGGCGGGGGGGGAUAUCGUGCGGCGCAUCGUGGCGAAGGCGGGCAUGGCGCAGGCGGCGGGCGUGAAGCUGAAGGACCUGGUGGAGGCGAAGGCGCAGGGCGGGGGGAACCUGCUGGGGGAGUUCGGGGGGGAGGCGGAGGAGGAGGGCGAGCGGAAGUGGGAGGAGGAGGGCGAGUUGGAGGAGCGCGCGUUGGUGGACCUCAAGGGCGGCGGGCGCGAGGCGAAGGUGGUGCAGCGCGCGCUGGACGAGACGCGCGCCGUGGAGGGGGACGGCGCUGGGGAGGGGGGCGCGGAGGGGGAGGGCGAGCGCGAGGGCGCUGCGUCGUCCGCGCUGGAGGUGGCGGAGGACGCGGAGGUGGGCGCGGGGAGGGGGGGCGCGGAGGAGAGAGGGGCGGAGGGCGGGAGGGAACAGCAGGCGGGGCAGGGGGAGAGACAGGGUGGAGGGGGGAGCGGGAAGUUGUUUAAGGCGGAAGGGAGAGGGGAAGAACCGGUGGAGACGGAAGAGGAAGAGCGGGGAGGGGAGGCGGGGCAGCAGGGACGGGGAGAGGAGGAGGAUGAAGACAGGGGGGACGGUGGGGCUGCCGAGGAGAGGGUGGAGAGCGAUGGGGAGAGGAAAGGGGGCGAGGAGGUGGAGGUGCGGGUGGGAGUGAGCGCGGAGGUGCUGAGUGCACGUGCCAUUGCUGUCACGUGGACCGUGGCGCCCAACCUCCCAGCAGCAGCACGGCGUGCACAGCGCCCCUUUGAAUCGCCGCUGCACCUGGAGCUCAAGAUCCAGGACAGCCCUGUUGGGUGGUACGGUGGUGGAGAGCGGUUCAACGCGGUGAACCAGAAGGGAAGUGUGCUGCCCAUGGCCAGCCGAGACACGCCCUCAGGCAACCAGGCGGAGCGCACGUACAAGGCGGUGCCAUUCGUGAUGAGCACGUCGGGGUGGGGCGUGUGGGUGGACUCGCACGCGCAGGGCUCCUUCCUGCUCAACCACGCCUCCCACCCCCACCACCUGUCCCCCAACUCCCCACUAUGUGCCAUGCAUGCCACACCACCCUUGCCUGUGCCUCUCCCAUCCCUUGACUUGCUGCCACCUCCGCACCUCUGCACGUGUCCUCUCGCCUCUCAUGUCUCUCCAUGCGCCCCCCCAGGUGCUGCGCUACCCGCUCUUCACCUCACUGCGCGUGGUGGUGAUGGCGGGGCCGCGCCUGCUGGACGUGCUCGCGCUCUUCUCGCGCCUCUCCUCCUCGCGCCCCAUCCCGCCGCCCCUCUGGGCCUUUGCGCCCUGGAAGGGCCGCGACGUGCACCGCAGCAGCCACGAGGUGCGUAUGUGGCGGCGUGGGGUGUGUGGGAUGUGUGGGGUGCGUGGGAUGUGUUGGGUGUGUGGGAUGUGUGGGGUGUGUGGGAUGUGUGGCGUGCGUGGGAUGUGUGGCGUGCGUGGGAUGUGUGGCGUGCAUGGGAUGUGUGGCGUGCGUGGGAUGUGUGGCGUGCGUGGGAUGUGUGGGAUGUGUGGCGUGCGUGGGGUGUGUGGGAUGUGUGGCGUGCGUGGGGUGUGUGGGAUGUGUGGCGUGCGUGGGGUGUGUGGGAUGUGUGGCGUGCGUGGGGUGUGUGGGAUGUGUGGCGUGCGUGGGGUGUGUGGGCUGUGUGGCGUGCGUGGGGUGUGUGGGAUGUGUGGCGUGCGUGGGGUGUGUGGGAUGUGUGGCGUGCGUGGGGUGUGUGGGAUGUGUGGCGUGCGUGGGGUGUGUGGGAUGUGUGGCGUGCGUGGGGUGUGUGGGAUGUGUGGCGUGCGUGGGGUGUGUGGGAUGUGUGGCGUGCGUGGGGUGUGUGGGAUGUGUGGCGUGCGUGGGGUGUGUGGGAUGUGUGGCGUGUGUGGGGUGUGUGGGAUGUGUGGCGUGCGGGGGGUGUGUGGGAUGUGUGGCGUGCGUGGGGUGUGUGGGAUGUGUGGCGUGCGUGGUGUGUGUGGGAUGUGUGGCAUGCGUGGGGUGUGUGGGAUGUGUGGCGUGCGUGGGGUGUGUGUGUAUGGGCGUGUGGCGUGUGUAUGUGGUUACAAGACGGGUGCAACCAUUUGGGUGUAAAGGUAUUGGAGGAUGCGGAGAAGCUGCGGCAGCAUGGCAUACCGGGGUCGGUGAUACUGAUGGACAGCCCGUGGCAGACGGCGUACAACGACUUCACCAUCAACCGCCGCCAGUUCACCGACCCCCACACGCUCUUCUCCAAGCUGCAUGCCCUCGGCUUCCGGGUGGUGUUUUGGGUGACGCCGUUUGUGAACGAGGUGAACCGUGUGGACAUGCCGGGCAUCACAGCCGCCGCCGCGCCCAACUUCCACGAGGCGGCACGCCGCGCCUUGCUCGUGCGCAACGCCACGGGGCAGCCGCAGGUGGUGCGCUGGUGGAAGGGGCGUGGGGCGCGCGUGGACUUCAGCAGCGCCGAGGCGGAGCGGUGGUGGCACGGGCAGAUGGGGCGCAUGCUGCAGUGGGAGGAGGUGUUUGGCGGGGUGAAGGCGGACGACGGCGAGGGCGGGUACUUUGAGGCGGGUGCCGUGUUCCAUGACGGCACGCCGCUCCCCCUCAUGCGCAACAAAUACGUGCAGCUGUACCUGGGCAGCAUGCAGCGCUUCAUCAACGACAGCGUGGGGCCCACCCAGGGCGUUGUGCUCGCCCGCUCUGCCUUCACUGGCACCGCCAGCUCAUUCGUGUGGGCGGGCGACAACAGGGCGUCCUUCUCGCGCGCGGACGGGCUGCCAUCGGUGGUGGUGGCGGGGCAGACAGCGGCGCUCUCAGCGCUCUACCUGUGGGGCAGCGACAUCGCCGGCUAUCUGGGCAAGGCCAUCCCGCGCAACGUCUUCAUCCGCUGGACACAGUUCGGCGCGCUGUCCCCGUUGAUGCAUCAGUUCGGGCAGGCCAACAACGGCCCGUGGGACUACGACGCACUCACGCUGCGCAUCUACCGCCGCUUCGCCCGCCUGCACACCGCCCUCGCGCCCUACCUGCUGCGCGCUGCACGGCUGGCAAGCACGGAGGGGCGGCCCGUGAUGUGCCCCAUGGCGCUGUGUGCGCAGGGGGAUGAGGCCGCGGAGCGCGGGCGGUGGGAGGGGCAGUACCUGCUGGGGGGCGACCUGCUGGUGGCACCCGUCGUCAAUGAGACCGACCAUGUGCAGGUGCCCCUCUCACUGCCCUCAUCUCUUGCUUCUCCGCCCAAUACAUGCAAGUGCACCCAGUGCAUGCAAGCUCCUGUGCUGCUUCUCCAUCUUGACGCAUCCCUGUAUGCUCUUGGCCUCUCCCUCCCCCCGUUCCCUGUGUGCAUACCCACCACUCCUCACCGCACCCCACGCCACACCCUCCUACCACACCCUCACGCCACACCCUCACGCCACACCCUCACGCCACACCCUCACGCCACACCCUCCUACCACGCCCGCAUGCCACGGCCCUCUCAGGUGCGCCCCCCCAUGCCCACGUGCGCACCCCCAUGCCCACGUGCGCCCCCCCAUGCCCACGUGCGCCCUCCCAUGCCCACGUGCGCCCUCCCAUGCCCACGUGCGCCCUCCCAUGCCCACGUGCGCCCUCCCAUGCCCAGCCAUCGUACCAUCCAGCUGUGGCCGGGCGGGGCCGGCAGCACAGAGCUGUGUGCGCUGCUGCGAGUGUCACACCGCUAUGAGGGCACCGUCACUCCUGCCGCUCACGGACUGCCGGGCCACGCUGCCGAGUCCGCCAGCAGCGGUAGCAGCAGCAGCAGCAGCGGCGGCGGCGGCGGCGCUAGCGCCGGUCGUGGGAAGAUGAGCAGCGCAGCAGGUGCAGGUGGCAGCUUGGCGGACGAGAGUGGUGGGGGUGUGGGUGGGGAGGGGAGUGGGGAGGGAGAGGUGGAGGCGGAGGGGGGUGCGGGGCUGCAGGGAGGGGGUGAUGGUGAUGUGGCGAGGGGCGAGGGUGAGGCGGUGGAGGAUCUUCCUCAGAUGGAUGUAGCGCAGGAGGACGAGGGGGGAGGGGCUGGGGUAGGAGGGGAGGGCAAGGACGAGGGAGAUGUGAGAAUGAGAAGAGCGAGGAGACUGCUAGGGACAGGAGACGGUGCUUUGCAGGGGCUUGAAGUGGGUGUGCUGCACUUGAGCAGAGAGCAGCAAGAGGGAAGAGGCGAGCAGCAGCAAGGCGGGGCAGGCGGUGGGAGUGGGGGCAGGCGGGUGGUGGAGGUGGCAUGGGGGGGUACGGCGCGCAGGGAGGUGCAUGUGAUGCUCAUGUUUGAGCGCGUCCCACACGUCACACUCACACUGCUGCCACCCACGGGUGCCGCUCCUGAUGGCGCACAGGAGGGCCAGCGCGUGCCGUGUGAGAGUGCUGAAAGCCUGGACAGGCCGCUGUCCCUCUGCCGUCUGCACCUAGAUAAAGGGAUCACACGGAUAGUUUACUCUGUGUGA